AUGCUGAAUGUUAACAACUACUUGUUGAAUCUUUACUUGAAAGAUCAUGACUUUAAGGAUGCCCGGAAGCUGUUUGAUGAAAUUCCUGAUAGAGAUGUUAGGACUUGGACUAUUCUAAUUGCGGGCUUUGCUCGAUAUGGUCGUCACGGGAUUGCAUUGGAUUACUUUACUGAUAUGCGAAAUGAAGGAAUUGUGGCUCCCAAUGCGUUCACUUUAUCGAGUGUUUUCAAGUGCUGUGCUUGUGUCAAUAAUGGGCUUCAAAUGGGGAAGGCAACUCAUGGGUGGAUAAUGAUAAAUGGGAUUGAUAUGGAUGUUGCUUUACAGAAUUCUAUUCUUGAUCUUUAUGCAAAAUGUGGGGUUUUUGACUAUGUGAAUAGAUUGUUCAAAUUGAUGGAUGACAAAGAUUCUACUUCUUGGAAUAUAAUGAUGGCCGCUAAAUUGAGUGAAGGUGAUAUGAGGAAAUGUCUCGAGUUUUUUAGGAGUUUGCCUAUCAAGAGUGUUUCGAGUUGGAAUACUAUCAUUGAUGGACUUAUGCAGUAUGGGCUUGAGAGAAACGCCUUGGAGCUUCUCUAUGAGAUGGUGAAAAUAGGACCAGCCUUUGACAAAGUUACAUUUUCUAUAUCCUUGGUGUUGGCAUCUAUGCUUAAGAGUUUGGAACUAGGUAGGCAAAUUCAUGGCCGACUGUUGAGGGUUGGGAUGAAUGAAGAUUCAUUUGCAAUCACUGCACUUAUUGAUAUGUACUGCAAAUGUUGGAAAAUGGACAAGGCUUCCACAAUUUUUCAAGAAUUUCGACGAAUAGGUUACAAGGGUUCUCAUGAUGAUUUAAUGGCACAAACUGUUUCUUGGAGUACAAUGAUUGCUGGUUAUGUUCAAAAUGGUAUGAUGAAAGAUGCCCUAGACCGUUUUAGCUUCAUGGUUCAUGAAAAAGUUGAGGUAGAUGUGUAUACUCUUACCAGCAUUCUGACUGCAUCUGCUGAUGUUGCAUUUUUGGAGCUUGGCAAGCAGAUUCAUGCUCGUAUAGUGAAAUUAGGUCAAGAUGUAGAUGUUUGCUUGUGCUCGUCAAUAAUUGACAUGUAUGCAAAAUGUGGAAAGUUAAAUGAGGCGUGGUUAUUUUUCCAACAAACUCAAACUCGAAAUGUUGUGUUAUGGAGCGUGAUGAUAGCCAGUUACGCCGUGCAUGGGAAGGGAGAAGAAGCUAUUGAGCUCUUUGAAUUGAUGCAAAAUGAGGGUGUUAUGCCAAAUGGAGUUAGUUUUGUUGCGCUUCUUACUGCGUGUAAUCAUGCGGGUUUGAUAAAAGAAGGUUGCGAGUAUUUUAGGAUGAUGAUAGAAGUUUAUGGUAUCCGGCCUGAAGUUGAGCACGUUUCUUGUAUGGUGGAUCUUUUUGGCCGUGCUGGUCACUUAAAAGAGAGCGAGAAUUUUAUUUAUAAGAGCGGCAUCUCUAAUUUGAGGGAAGUUUGGAAAGCAUUUUUAUCUUCUUGCUGGCUUCAUAAGAAUAUUGAGCUGGCUAAUUCGAUUUCCAAGAAGUUACUUGAACUGGAGCCCCAUGAAACUGAUUCUUAUGUUCUGUUAUCGAAUACUUACUCAGCAAUUGACAAUUGGGCUGAGGCAGCUCAAUUAAGGCGUUUGAUGCAUGAAAGGAAAGUCAAGAAAUUACCUGGUCAAUCUUGGAUCUAA
This is a messenger RNA of Olea europaea var. sylvestris, 1674 nucleotides long. RefSeq names its product pentatricopeptide repeat-containing protein At2g22070-like. Gene Ontology annotation, biological process: RNA modification. Lineage: Eukaryota; Viridiplantae; Streptophyta; Magnoliopsida; Lamiales; Oleaceae. The coding region runs from base 1 to 1674 and encodes 557 amino acids. The transcript has a single exon. Gene Ontology annotation, molecular function: RNA binding; protein binding. The record is from RefSeq and is a predicted model, not a curated record.